GCGGGCCUGUUUUACGCCAAAGAGCAGUUCUAUCUGCUGAAUCGAUGAAACCACUUCCAUGUGAUCUGGAUUCUGCAGAUACUGAAUCGGAAGGAGAAGAACAAAUUUCAGCUGAAGACGAUAAACUUAAUGUUAGUUCUGAAGAGUUUUUGAAGCGCUAUUCGAUUGUUUUUGACCCUGAUUCAGGAAGCGAUGCACUGGUUGAAUGCAUUGCCCACGGUGACAGGAGCGAGUUUGUUGGCAAUGAUUACUAUACAUACUGGGAUAGCUUCAAAAAUGAGAUUUUUACUACUGGAAAGCUGAUAAUCGCCCCAAGAAAGAAGAGUAGAAUGCACAUUUUCAAGUCUAAAAUUAUGGUUUACUAUGUAGAAAAAGGGCAAGUGCAAGUGAAUCUAAACAAAUCAGAACGGAUUUUAAAGAAUGGCGACUUCUUUUUCGUUCCUCCAGCAAAUAGCUGCACUAUAACCAAUCUUCAAGACGAGGAGGCGGUGCUGGUCUACAAUUUUUUAAACAUGGUUGCUUUAUUCACAAAAGGUUAAAGUUUUAUCUAUGUUGUAUAUAGCAAGGGACAGCUAUAUUUUUGUUAUUACUAAGUAAUGUUAACCUUAUCCGACAUCCGCUGUACAUAUACGGUGCUGUAGGCAAGGAGCGUUCCCAAUACACUGUACAUAUGCAGCGGGGUGAUCGGGGGGGGGAGGCACGGGAGCUGUGUCUGCACAAUCACUGACGGGGUCUUGCUGUGAUUGACGGCCAGGCUGCUGCUGUAAUAGCUGGUAUCAGAGUUGACUCAGCCAUUUAACCCCUUAGAUGCUGACUUCUACAUCUAAGUGGCUUACAGAGGGAGGUAACACCCUCUGUACCCCAUUGGUCCCAAUGAUGUGAUUGUUGGGUACCAAUGGUUUUUAUAGCAGCCGUAGACCUUACAAAGGCAUCCAGGUCUAUCCUGUGGAGAAGUUUAGUAGGCCCUGGCAUCACUCACCCGGCCUGUGAUAAAUCCUUACUAAUCUUCGGUGCAUGGACGUUCAUGGCUAUCCAAAUGGUGCAAAAUGUUCAGGUGUUGUCUAAUAGGGAAAGUAACUGUGUAAAACUGGCAAGUAUAAUGUAUUACAGCCGUUCAAGUCCCAUGUUGGGACUGAAAUUUAAAGAAAAAAUUUGAAAU
Molecule: messenger RNA, 1159 nt
Organism: Bufo gargarizans (Asiatic toad)
Lineage: Eukaryota; Metazoa; Chordata; Amphibia; Anura; Bufonidae
Gene: CENPC
Product: centromere protein C
Exons: 6
Coding region: 45-539 (164 amino acids)
Biological process (GO): attachment of mitotic spindle microtubules to kinetochore; spindle attachment to meiosis I kinetochore; kinetochore assembly
Cellular component (GO): kinetochore
Molecular function (GO): centromeric DNA binding
Source: RefSeq, a predicted model, not a curated record